Molecule: messenger RNA, 567 nt
Organism: Botrytis byssoidea
Lineage: Eukaryota; Fungi; Ascomycota; Leotiomycetes; Helotiales; Sclerotiniaceae
Exons: 3
Coding region: 1-567 (188 amino acids)
Molecular function (GO): oxidoreductase activity, acting on the CH-OH group of donors, NAD or NADP as acceptor
Source: RefSeq, a predicted model, not a curated record
AUGGCAAAAAAUUCAAUCGACGGCGUAGUUCUCAUUACUGGAGCGGGCGGAGGAAUCGGCCAACAAGCCGUAUACUCCUUUGCCGAAGCAGGAGCCCGCGCUAUAGCUCUCGCGGACAUCAAUGAAAGAAAUUCCCAAAAGGCUGCCGAGACUGCCAGGCAAUAUGCCACUCACCCUGAUUUUCGGACGCUGAUUAUCGAGGUCGAUGUUGCAGAUGCGGAGAGUGUGCAGAAGAUGAUUGAUGUUACGGUAAAAGAAUUUAGACGCAUUGAUUAUGCUGUUAAUGGGGCUGGGAUCGAUCAUCUCUCCAACGAACCAUUCGCAGAAGCAUCAAUCGAAGACUUCGAUAGAGUGAUGAGUGUCAAUACCAAAGGCCUAAUGCUAUGUGUGCGCGCCGAAAUCAACGCCAUGCUCGCGCAAGAAACUCGCAAGAUUACGAGCCGAAGCGGCGAGCGAAAUAUUGGACGCGGAGUCAUUUUAAACGUGGGCUCUGCAAAUUCAUAUUAUGUAACGGGCACGGGAAUCAUCAUUGAUGCUGGGGUGACUUUGACCGUGCAUAUGCACUGA